This is a messenger RNA of Miniopterus natalensis, 9503 nucleotides long. RefSeq names its product 3-hydroxyisobutyryl-CoA hydrolase (gene HIBCH). The record is from RefSeq and is a predicted model, not a curated record. Gene Ontology annotation, biological process: L-valine catabolic process. Gene Ontology annotation, cellular component: mitochondrion. Gene Ontology annotation, molecular function: 3-hydroxyisobutyryl-CoA hydrolase activity. NCBI's taxonomy places the organism in Eukaryota, Metazoa, Chordata, Mammalia, Chiroptera, Miniopteridae.
UGACAGAAGUUACAAAAAGAAAGCAGGCUACCCAACAAUAAGUACAAUACAUUUCUAGAUUUGUUGUUUUUAAAGUGUUGGGAAUUGUCUCUAUCCAGGUGAUGGUUAUAGGGCUAUGCACAUGUAAGAGUUCACUAAGCUACCGAUGUCAGAAUAGCACAUUUAAGAACUUCAUAUUUAAAUAAGAAAGUAAAAGCAGCAUGGGAGAGGUGAAGGGGAACGAGGAGGGCUUCUGGGAUGCUGGUACUGUCUUGUUUUUUAAUCUAGGUGCCAGUGAAAUGAAUAUGUUCAGUUUGUGAAAACUCAUCAAAUUGUAUCUUUGUGCUUUGGGCCUUUUUUAAAAAGUCCCCCAAAAGACAUCACUCUUGCCGUUGAGAAACUCAGAGUACAGUGAGAGAAAUGCAUAUAAAAAUACUGUAGUUAGAAUACACUGGGAUACAUGCUAGCCAAGAAGUGAGAUUUAAGAUGUAUGGAGAUUAUGUCAAAGCUGGAAUCAGUAGCAGCAGCUUCAUAAGGACUGUGCACAUGUGUAGAUAGAUAUACUAUUUGAUGGAACUGAAAACGUGCCAGUUUAUUAAUUUUUCAAGGCUACUUUGAGAUUAUUUGAGGGGCAGUAGUUUAGGUGAGGCAUUUGAAAGAAAGGGCAGUAUGACUAUCAUUACCACUUGUAAGCAUGUCUUAGAUGACUGAAUUUAUAAAAAUAUUUGUAAUUCAACUUACUUUACAGAAUUUAUAUUACUUUCCUUUUACAUUACAUUUAACUUAAUCAAUACUACUAAAAAAAGGGGUGGGGGAAAGCACUAAUUUGUUAAUUGGCAUAUUUUGAACAUGCUUUGCCACAAGUAAAAUAUACUUGUCUAGUGACUUCACAACUUGUAUGCACAUUAGAAUCACCUGGAGACUUGCAAACAUUCCACGUUCCAGCUCACAUCCAAGACCAAUUAAAUCAUAAACUCUGGAAGUGGGACACAGGCAUAGGUAUUUUGUUUGAAGUGCCCCCAGAUGAUUCCAAAACACAGAUAAGUUGUCAUUAAAAUCAAUACUUCAUUAAAAUUAAAGUGAAGUGACAGAUCCUAGCUUAUUUAGGGAUGGCUUUUAAAUAGGGUUUUCAUAUAGACGUUUAAAAUCUGAACUAUACUUACCCUGUAGCACCAUUUCUAAAAAUUUUUUAAACUUAAUUUUAUCAUUUUGGAAGUUGUUUUAAGUAGCAAAAAAUGUAAGUGCUAAUUCUUUAAAUCAGAAAACUUUGGAUUCCUUAGUGAGAUAAUUACCUAAAUGCCAGCUCAAGGUUAAAGACCGUGCUGCCACAUUGGCAAGUGUUAUGUAACAGUUUAAAUACUGUCUGCAACAGAGAGAGUAAACAGCGAGAAACAGAUCUAGCUUCAAGGCCCAGUUUUAUUUGUGAGACAGAAUUUUAUUUCACUCAGAGGAAGUUAAUAAAAACUGACCAAAUGCAAGUGUAACUCACUAAGCACUGCUUUCAUAGGUCACAAAAAUCUCUGGACCAAAACAGAAAACAAGCCAAACUACAGCUAAGUUCCUUUGCCAGAUUUUAUGUAAUCAUAUUACUUCUGUUUGUUCCAAUUAUUACUCAUAUUUGAGUAUUCAGAGUCCCCAAUUAAUUCUGAAUUUAUGGUCUUCUCUUUCCUUCCUGUUGGCUUCAAAAUUGUCAUCUGGUGGAGGGGAAGAAGACAUACACAUCCCAGAUUUUCAUCACUCAACCUUGGGCAUCUCCAAAACCUUGGAUCCAUGACUGUAGUACGAAGGAGAAAAUGGUUUAAUUCAUUCAAAAGGACUAAUAUCAUACUGCAACAUUUGAGACUGUCCAGCCACACAGAUGCAGCAGGAGAAGUACUAUUGGAAAGAAAAGGUUGUGCAGGAGUAAUAACACUAAACAGACCAAAGGCCCUAAAUGCACUGACUCUUAAUAUGAUUCGGCAGAUUUAUCCACAGCUAAAGAAGUGGGAACAAGAUCCCGAAACUUUCCUGAUCAUGAUAAAGGGAGUUGGUGGAAAGGCUUUCUGUGCUGGGGGUGAUAUCAUAGAAGUUAUAAAGGCAAACAAGAAGAUAUCUCAAGAUUUCUUCAGAGAAGAAUAUGUGCUAAACAAUGCCAUUGAUUCUUGCCAGAAACCCUAUGUUGCACUUAUUCAUGGAAUUACAAUGGGUGGGGGAGUUGGACUCUCGAUUCAUGGGCUAUUCCGAGUGGCUACCGAAAAGUCUCUCUUUGCAAUGCCAGAAACUGCAAUAGGACUAUUCCCUGAUGUAGGUGGAGGUUAUUUCUUGCCAAGACUUCAAGGAAAACUUGGUUACUUCCUUGCAUUAACAGGAUUCAGGCUGAAAGGAAGAGAUGUGUACAGAACAGGAAUUGCUACACACUUUGUAGAUUCUGAAAAGUUGGGCAUGUUAGAAGAAGAUUUGUUAGCCCUGAAAUCUCCUUCAAAAGAAGAUAUUGCAGAUGUCUUAGAAACUUACCACACAAAGUCCAAGAUUGAUCAGGACAAGCCCUUCAUACUUGAGGAGCACAUGGACAAAAUAAACAGUUGGUUCUCUGCCAAUAAUGUGGAACAGAUUAUUGAAAAUUUACAGCAAGAUGGUUCAUCUUUUGCCCUAGAGCAGUUGAAGAUAAUUAAUAAAAUGUCUCCAACAUCUCUAAAGAUCACAUUAAGGCAACUCAGAGAGGGGUCUUCAAAGACCUUGCAAGAAGUAUUAACUAUGGAAUAUCGGCUGAGUCAAGCUUGUGUGGGAGGCCAUGACUUUCCCGAAGGCGUAAGGGCACUUUUAAUAGAUAAAGACCAGAGUCCAAAGUGGAAACCAGCCAGUCUAAAAGAAGUUACUGAUGAAGAUUUGAAUAAUUACUUUAAAUCUCUGGGAAGCAAUGAUUUGAAAUUUUGAAGUCACUGGAUUUUGAAGCACCAACUAUAUCCACAGUUCAAGAAAGUGAUAUAAUUCUGCAGCGUCAAGGCCCCUCACUCUCAAUAUAUGGGAUGUCAGAGUAUUUGAUGUUCUUGUCUGCCCACUGCUGCAAGGCAUCACUCACGAUUUCCUGGGACAGGCGGUGUGCAAAUUCAGAGACCACAAUUUUGGGCUCUGUGGGUUCCUUCACUUCCUGGAUGGUAACUGGAGACGGCAUCCUAGGUGGAAAUCUCUCUGCUGACAUGAAGCUUUCUGCACUUGUCUGCCGCUUGUCACCCUCAGUUGUGGUAGGAAAUGGGAAAGUCUGCUUUGAUUUCAUGCAGCCCAUGUUAUCAAGAACGUUGAGGGAAGCAAGGCAGUAGGAAAGACUAUUUCAACAGCAUCUUUAGGAAACACGGAGCAUUUGUCCACGUGACGCUGACCAGUGCUUUUCCUCUCCAGGUACCUCAGAAAUCACUGUUCCCUUUUACCACCUUCAUAUGUGUUUAUCUGUCAAGAAAAGAGAAGUUUCAUUGUGAAGGUUUAGAAUGCAAAAUAUGACAGGAUCACAUAGCAUGUGGAAACAGUCCUUUUUAGCACUGGUCACUUGGAGGAAAUGUGAAGUAACCGUAGCUUUAUCUUAUCAACAGAAAAAAGGAUAAUCAAUAAAAAUGGCACGUUACAAAAUAGGAAAACAUUUUUAUAAGAUCUUGAAAAGUUUAUAAAACUGAAAACACAACUUAAACUUUAGCUAACUUAACAAACUCUAUAGUCUUUGGGCCAAAUUCUAGCUGCCUGUUUUAUAAAUGAAGUCUACUGGAACACAGCCAUGCCCAUUUGUUUACGUAUCAUCUAUGACUACAGUGAAUACUGGGUGGGUUUUGUUUUCGAACUUUCUCACUCUGCAGGGGUCUUAUACAAGUUGACUAUAAGUCAGGGUGGGUCAGACAGCACAAUAUAGUCUUAACAGUAGAUUGUGGCUUGGGCGGGAACUGUGUGAUGGCGACAGAUAACAGGACAGGUAAGAUGCAAAAGUGAGGGAGCCACGUGAAUGACACAAGCUCAUUUCUGGCCAUGCCCAGGCCUCCCAGUCUGCAGAAUAAGUGGGAGGAGCUACUGUCCAAUCUGAUGGCACUGAGCUACAAUCAGACUUCACACACGAGCUAACAAUGUGGGCCAGGUAGCACGUCCUUGGUCUGGGGUCCCAGGUGUGAGCUCCCAGGCAUCCCUCUCCAGGCCGACCUUAUUCAGUGGGCAGCAAAGGUGGCUUUUUUCAAGCUAGAAUUGGACCAGUUGAUGGACACUCUUUGUCAGGUCUGACAGAACCAAGCAGAAUCUUUUGAAAUAUCCCACUUCCCUCUCCGUCUCAUCCAUGUCCACACUGUCUCGGUAUCUUCAGGGAGAAAGACAUCAUCACGGAGCUGCUGGCUCUGUCUCCCUUCUUCCUGUUUCUCUUGCUCUUGCCCCUGGGCUGAGGGGAGUCGGCCAGCACCAGAUUGCUGCUGUGCGUGUGCUCACUGGGACAGGCGGGCUCCUGGACAACCCACCUUGAUGUGUUCAGUUGUUGCUUUUUGCUGCUGGCUUUUCUCCCCUCUUGCUUCUGCUCCACCAGGGAAGUGAGGUCAAGCACUUUAGACUUUGGCUCAGCCUGGGGCCAGGGUCUGGGCUGGCCCUCGGAGGCUCUGGGGGGUCUGUGAGCGUCCUGUUCGGCUCAUUGCCAGCCUUCCCAGCCUGUUUCGGCUUCUGUUUCCAGUCCCCCUCCGUGCAGUGAUGCAUGAUGUCCAGGACGAAACACAGUGACUCCUGCUGCUUCCCACUGACCUCCUCAGGCAGGAAGAGCUUGGAGCCCUGGGGUCUGUGCUCGUGGUUGGUGUCUGGAUGGGGAGUGAGGAGAGGCUUCUGAUUCUUCAGUCUGCUCUAGGGAGCUGUUGUGCUUGUGUGCAGAGUCCAGCACAGACUCUGUUGCUGCCUGGAAAGUCCCAGCAAGCAUGUCCCACUUGGGAUAGUCUUUAUUUGGACUCGCCUCCUUUUUCACAGCGGGGAGCUCCUGCCGCCGCUGGAACUCCUCUGAGCUACGGCUACUUCCGUGACACGAAGGCAGAGCUGAGUAGUUGUGACAGACCAUGGGGCUUGCAGAGCCUAAAAUAUUUACUAUCUGGCCCUUUAUGUUUGCCAACCUCUGACCUAUACUGUUAAGGGAAACCAGCAAAUCAAAAUUUGCUUCUGCCUCAAGCCCCAUAAAUCUACAUAUCUUGGGUUGUUACUAGAGUCAGGCUUUGUCCCCUGCUCAGAACGAUGGCCAGCCUUUACACUAGUGCCAUCAACUCUAAGAAACACAAGUCAGAUGUGGCAAAGCAACCUAUUUUUCUUCUGGAUUAGAUAUUCCGUGUAAAAAGCUCAAAUUAAUUUAAAAUAAGGUUAAAGGUUUCUCACCCUAAAUAUCUCAUUCUUACUCCUGUUUGAUAUGUUGACAAAAAUGUGUGCUGUAAUAACCCAUAAAUUCCUAACUGGGAAGGUAAGGGUGGUGGUAGUCACACUCCAGGCCUGUAACUUCUUUAUUUGAAGGUUUUUAAGCAAGCCCUGUCCAUUGUUUCUGUGCCUCUAGGUUAACACACCUUUGAAGUGCCAGAAGUAAUGCCCCAGGAAGGCGUAACUGCCCUUAAGAAAGCUUAUCAUCUUGUGAUCCAGCUCCAGCCUUGCUUUCUCCCACCCUGUAUUUCUUAAUUUCAAAUGCUUAUAAAAACCUGCAAACUGUUUUUCUUUGGAACAUUUUAGAUGUCAUUUUCUGGCAUUUGCCAUCAGCUUUGGUUCAAAUAAACUCAUAAAAAUUCUCUACAGGUUUGGAUGUUUCUCCCGAGGGAAGUGGACUGCAGCACUUGUGAUCUGUCUUCUGAGCUUCCCAACUGAUUAUCUCUGAAUGAAUUUCUCUUACAGUAGGACUUAGGGUAACUAGAACAAUGCAAACCGGCCUUAUUGAAGGGAGGUUUAGCCAUAAGAAAGCACAGGCAAAGGCUAUGAAUGAAGUUAUGUCCAUGAUUAUAUCUUAGUUUUUGGGUCAAAGACAUAACCCUAAAAAUUCAUAAAAUAAAACUCAGUUGAUUUAUUUCUGAAAUUACUGAUCUUAAGAAGGUAAAUGUUAGCAUGCAUUUAAUUCAUUUUUUAAUAGUCUGUAAUUAAAGUCCAGAAAAAGUGACCUUUGCCCAGGUCUUAUUGCUAUACAUUUUUUAGGGUUCUAUAAAUUCUACCUCUUUUCUCCCAUAAUACAUUGUUCCCCACUUCUACCCCUAAUAAGGAUGAUAUGGGGAGUAGAAAGGAAGUCCAGCCUUCUGCUUGUAAUGACUUUUAGCUCUGUAUGCCCUGCUACACGCUCCAGAGGUUACUGCAAAAAUGGAACAAGGGAGUGUGAUGUUUGUCUGGUUUACUAGACUGAACUUCUUAAAGACAAGAACUGUCCUGGUUGUACAUCGCCAACAUGUAAUGACUUACAUAGUAUCUGUUUUGUGUUUUGAGGCAUGAUUAAGGGAAAUGGACAUAGUUAACCUGAAAAUGAUUACUUAGAAAAUUGAGUUUCAGAUAUAUAAAAGGCCAUGAAUAGAAUCUUUUCUGAGAUCUUAGGUUCUGCAAAAGCAGUUUUAUCAUACCAUAACAAAAGUAGUGCCAGAUUUGCCCUCUCACCAAAGACAACUUUAAGCCUGGACAAAAUAUAUGUGGGUAGUGUCACUGUAAGACUAUACUCAACAACGACAGGAUACAUAUUCUUGUCAAGUGCAUAUAAAACAUUCACUAAGAUAGACUAAUGAUGGACUCAACAGACUUCAAAGGCUUAAAAUCUUAAAAGUAUAUUUUCCAACCACCACAGAAUUAAAUUAGAAAUAAAUGAUAACAAAAUACCCAGAAAAUUCCCAAAUACUUGGAAACUAUUACAUUUCUAAAUAAUCCAUGGAGCAAAGAAAUCCCAAGGAAAUUAAAAUAUUUUCAACUAUAUAAUAUAAACCAUAAAUAUCAAAAAUUUGAAAUGCAUUGUGAAACCUCAGAGGGAUAUUUAUAGAUUUAAGUGCUUAGAACAGAAAAGAAGAAAGGUUUAAGUCAGUGAUCUAAGCUUUCACAGUAAGAAGCUAGGAAAAGAAAAGUAAAUUAGACAAAGUAAGGAGGAAGGAAAUCAUAUAGGUAAAAGCAGAAAUCAGUGAAGCAAAGAAGGGACAAACUGGAGAAAAUCAAUGGAACAAACACUGGUUCUUUAAAAAGGUCGAAUAAAAUAGUUAAACCUCUAUCUAGUCUGAACAAGAAAAAUGAGAGGACACACAUUACCAAGAUGUGUGUGAAAAAGGAACCUGACUAUACAUCCUACAUACAUUAAAGGACUAACAAGGGAAUACUAUGAACAACUCUACCAACCCAAACCAAAUGACCAAAACAGAAAGUUUGAUAACCCUGUAUCAAUUAAAGAAUUGAAUCUACAACUUAAACCUUUCCAGAAAAACAAAAACAAAAAAACCCUCCAGGCCCAAGUAAAAAAAUAAAAAAUUGUAUAUGGAAAAGCAAAGAAACUAGAAUAGCCAAGACAAUUUUGAGAAAGAACAAAGUUGGAAGACUUGCAUUACCCCAUUUUAAGAAUGAUUAUAAAGCUACAGUAAUCAAGAUAGUGCUAUAUUUGAGGAAGGCUAUACACACAAAUCUAUGGAACAGAAUAGAAAUCCACAAAAAUAUGGUAAACUAAUUUUUGACAAAUGUUAAAAAAUAAUUCAAUGCAAAAAGGAUAACCUUUUCAGCAAAAGGGAUUGGAACAAUUGGACAUACAUCCAUCCCCCCCCCCAAAAAAAAACCCCCACACAAAUUUGACUAUUUCUUACUCCUUAUACAAAAAUUAACUCAAAAGGGAUCAUAGAUCUAAAUGUAAAAUAUAAAACUAUAAGACUUACAAGAUGACAGGAAACAGUCACCAGAGGUUCUUAGAUAUGAUGCCAAACGCAGGAACCAUAAAGAAAUGAUAAACUGGAUUAGAUCAAAACUGAAAACUUUUCUCUGAGAAGAACACAGUUAAGAAAAUGAAAACAAAAACAAAAAACAAAAAAAAACCCUGCCCUAUAUCAGGACAAAAUAUUUGCAAAUAUCACUUAUCAAAAAAAAAUGACUUCAUUCUAGAAUAUAUAAGUGACUAUCAAAACUCAACAGUAAGAAAGCUACCCAGUUUUUGAAUAAAAAAUUUGUACAUACUUUUCACCUAAGGCCACCUACAAAGGGCAAGUAAGUAUAUGGAAAGAUGUUCAACAUCACUAGCCAUUAGAGCAACGCAAGUUAAAACCAUGGUAAGACGCCUCUCUACACCUAUUAAAUGAGCAAAGUAAAAACAAUACCGAGUGCCGGUGAGGAUGCAGAGCACCCAGAGCAUUCACACACUGCCAGUGGGAAUGCAACAUGGCCCAGCCAGUCUGAAAGCCAGCUCAGCAGUUUCUUAAAGUUGGAACAUCCACUUACAUAUGACCCAGCAAUCCCCCUCCUAGGUACUUACCCUAAAGACAUGCAAUCUGUGUUUACUUAACCUUUGUACACGUUUAUUGCAGUUUUAGAAUUGCCAAACGUUGAAAAUAACAAAGAUACUGAUACCAAUAUGGAUGACUCUUAAAAGGCAUUAUGCUGAUUGAAAGAGGCUAGUUUCAAAAGUGUACAUAGGGCAUAAUUCUAUUUAUAUGACAUUCUGGAAGAGGCAAAAUUAUAGGCAGGGACAGACAGCAGACGUAGUUAUCAGGGGUUAGGAGUAGGAGGAGAUUAUGACUACAAAAGGGCAGAUCGGGGGGAACUGUUUUGGGUGAUGAAACUGUUCUGUAUCCUGACUGUGGAGGUGGCUAUGUGAAUCUAUAACAUAUAUUAAAACUCGGAACUGUUCACCAAGAGUCAGUUUUACUGUAUGUAAAUUAAAAAGGUAUUUUCAAAAUCAAACCACAGUGUAAUACCAUUAUACACCCACCACGAUCGCUAAAAUGAAAAAGUCCAACAAUGCCUAGUGUUGGUGAGAAUGUGGAUUGCAUAUGUUGCUGGCAGCAGUGGAAAAUGGUACAAUUACUUUAAAGAACUUGUUUGGCAGUUCCUUACAGAGUUAACCAUGAACUCACCCUAUGAACCAGCCAUCUUAUUUCUAGGUAUUUAAGAAAAUGGAAACAUGUCUGCAGAAAAUUGACAUACCAAUGCCAAGCUUUAUUCACAACAGCCAAGGCUGGAAACAGCCCAAAUGUCAGUUGGCAGUGAUCAGGAUAUCCACACAAUGGAAUCUGUUUGACAGUACAAAGAGUGAACUGCUGAGAUGUGCAACACUAUGGAUGAACCUCAGAAACAUGAGCCAGAUACAAAAGACUGAUCAUAUUUAUCUGAAUUUCAAGUAUGGACAACACCCCAUGAACAGAAAUCAUAAUAGUGGUUGUCUUUGGGUGGGAGGCUGUAAGGACUGUUUUAAAGGGGACAUGAAAGAACUUUCUCGGUGAUGAAAAUGUUCUAUAUCUUGAUUGAUGUGUUGAUUACAUGGGUGUAUACAUUUGUCAAAACUUGUCCAAUUGUACCCUUAGCAUCUCUGUAUUUUAUUGUAAUUUUUACUUCAAUAAUACAGCUUUUUGAGAACA